Vicia villosa (hairy vetch) is the source of this 2917-nucleotide messenger RNA. RefSeq names its product ABC transporter I family member 11, chloroplastic-like. The transcript is spliced from 10 exons. Gene Ontology annotation, molecular function: ATP hydrolysis activity; ATPase-coupled transmembrane transporter activity; ATP binding. Lineage: Eukaryota; Viridiplantae; Streptophyta; Magnoliopsida; Fabales; Fabaceae. Gene Ontology annotation, biological process: transmembrane transport. Gene Ontology annotation, cellular component: membrane; chloroplast envelope. Bases 145 to 969 code for a protein of 274 amino acids. The record is from RefSeq and is a predicted model, not a curated record.
AUAUUCAAUUUUCUAUUUGAUUUAUUUGAUCGAAGUUUCUAACUUACACGGAUAUUUUUGGUAGUGAACUGUGCACACACAAGCCGAAACCAAAAAGACGAACGCCACUCCCUCCUCCACUCCCCAACCGAACCACCACCGUCAAUGGCGACCUCUUUCAAUCCACCAAUCGCCUUUCGCUUCCUCAAAUCUCCACUUUCCUCUUUUCCCUUAUCACCAUCCUCACUUCCCCAAUCGCAUUGCACCUUCAAAUUCCCAACCACUCGCUGCCGUUACUCAUCUCUUGAAGUUAAAGAUGUUAGUUAUCAACCUCCAGGGACUCAGCUUAACCUUCUCAAUUCGGUUAGUUUUUCGCUUCCGGAGAAAAGUUUUGGUCUAAUUUUUGGACAGAGUGGAAGCGGAAAAACAACACUAUUGCAGCUUCUUGCUGGAAUAAGCAAACCAACAUCUGGAUCUAUUUACAUCCAAAAAUAUGGGGAUGAUGGAAAUCCUAGUCAAUCUCCGGAGCCAUUGGUGCCAGAAAGGGUCGGUAUUGUCUUCCAGUUUCCAGAGAGGUAUUUUGUUGCUGAUACUGUACUUGAAGAAGUCACUUUUGGGUGGCCAAGGCAAAAGGGUAAUGAUCAAUUAAGGGAGAAACUUGCUCUAGGGCUUCAGAGGGCAAUUAACUGGGUUGGAUUAAGUGGGAUAUCAUUGGAUAAGAAUCCUCACUCCCUCAGCGGUGGUUACAAACGUCGCCUUGCCUUGGCCAUACAGUUAGUGCAAGUCCCUGAUUUAUUAAUACUGGACGAGCCUCUUGCUGGACUUGAUUGGAAAGCGCGUGCAGAUGUUGUGAAGCUUUUAAAGCAUCUAAAAAAAGAAUUAACUGUACUAGUUGUCAGCCAUGACUUGAGAGAGUUUGCGAGUCUAGUUGAUCAAUCAUGGAGGAUGGAAAUGGGUGGCAAUCUUAGACAGGAGUUACUACCAUUAUAAUUUAUAUUUAUUGCCUUGAUAACCAAGAUGGAAUACUAUGAGGUCUGAACCUUAAUCUUAAGUUUUUGAUGUAUUUUCUACUUCACCUUUAGCGCAGGCUUUUGGGAUAUUUGGUCCUUAGAAUAAUUUUUUACUGCCUUGAUAAUUAUAUAAGAACUCUUUUAAAAGAAAAAGUAAUUCUGAUUUUGCAGCUAUCAACAUAUAUAUGAGGUACUCUUUAAUUAGCGUGUAGACAUUGGGGACAUUUAGUCCUUAGAAUGGACUCGGGGCUUGUUUCACGAUAUACUUGUGGGCCUUUACUUUUCCCACACUUCAAGCCAAAGUUAAUUGGGUAAUUUUAGCGAUAAGUUAAAUAAUCCGCAUAAGAUUCUAUUUUCCGUGAUAGGAAGUAACAUCCAAGUAGGAGAGUGUAUGUGAGAAGGAAUAGGAAAGAAGCAAAAUAUCACAGCCUCAAAAUUAUUUGAAACUGGUUAACUAAGUGGACUGACUAUUAUUAAUUGAGAUAGCUGCAUGACUUUUAUUAAUUGAGAUAGGUAAAUAAAAGAGGAGUAAAGAAUGUGAGGUAGGGUAUUAGAUUAAAUUCUGAGUGUGUGGAAGAGGUCAGGACCUCUGAAAUCGUCAGCAAUCAUUUUGUUCAAUUUAUUCUUUUCCCUGAACCAGUUCACACGUUUGGGAAUCAGUUGUCAGUUCUUACCGCUGUAAGUUCUUAUCUACAAAAUGUUUAAUAUCCGAAUACCAUUUCUAAUUUAACCGGUUACUACCUUUACAGCCUUGGUUUAUCAGACAGUAACUUGCAUGCUCUCUUAAAUCCUAGUUUGGAGAGACUUUUAAUGAUGACCUGACAUCAAAUCCUGGGAAUUUCUUCGGAUGGUCUCUAUUGCACGUAAUUUGUUAUGAACAAUCGUUCACAUUCAUCUUUCUUUUAGUUUUUUUACCUAACAUUUAAAUGUCACCAUAUUGAUGCAUUAAUCUCUCAAGUUUGACUGCAGAGGGCCUAUAUUUACCUCACAUGUGAUGCUAGAAUGACUCUUAAAAAUUUAUGCGAAACUUGUAAAAGUAACCAAAUGUACAUGCAUAACAGGUUUAGUUAGGACUAGCUCAAGAACUCAAACGAAACUAGCUUCCAUAUAAGUUUGACUGCAGAGUGUCUACAUAUUUGAAAGAUUUCAUAAAACUCACAGGCUUAUUGAAUGUACUCAAAUGUAUAUCUGUAAUACAAUCACAUCAGAAACACUUCUGUUGAGAAGUCUCUUAAAGAGGCUCAAUUAAUUAAUACUUUCAUACAUCAUAAGUUGCUACAGCGAAGUCUCUUAAAGAGGCUCAAUUUAUUAAUACUUUCGUACAGCAGAAGUUGCUAUAGCUCCAGCACCAAAUCUACAAUACCCACAAUUGUAAGUUAGUCAAAAUGCAUAAAUAUAUUUCAAUUAGAAUGCAACGUAAAUAAUAUGAUGCUCCAUAGUAAUACUAGUAUCCAUUGAAAUAAAAAAGCUUUCUGGGGAUUUAGUUAGAAAUUUGCUGUAUGCUACAUAUUAAUAUUCAACGUUAACUUAUAUUUUGCACAUUGGUAGGGUUUGAGUAUUUACAAUCUUGUAUAUGGGCAAUAUGAAGAGAGCGGGUGUAACAAGUUUUGCUUGAAAACUUCUUUAGUUCCUGAGACAAUGUCUGUCCCUGUUGCUGAAAGAUCCACAUCAUGACAAAAAAAUGCUGGAGAAAGACUGUUUUAAAUCUCAGACUUGAACAUUACUAGUGCUACAGUGAGUGUUACAGCUUCUCCAGUACUGAACAUAGUUGGAUGUUUUACCAUGCCACAUAGGUGGAUAUCUUCUUGAUUCUUUUUACGUCAGCAAUGUUACUCUUUUAGAACUUACUAUACAUCUGAUGCUGUGUAUAGAGAAAUUGUUUUUUUAAAAAUUUAUAGGAACAUGUUUUCUGCAAGAACAGUUUUACA